Molecule: messenger RNA, 8960 nt
Organism: Oncorhynchus masou masou (cherry salmon)
Lineage: Eukaryota; Metazoa; Chordata; Actinopteri; Salmoniformes; Salmonidae
Product: telomere-associated protein RIF1-like
Exons: 34
Coding region: 186-8465 (2759 amino acids)
Biological process (GO): telomere maintenance
Cellular component (GO): nucleus
Source: RefSeq, a predicted model, not a curated record
CUAGUUUCGCGCCAGCAUUUUCGCGGGUGGUGACAACUACACUGAUAAUCGGCGACAAAUGAAACACCCCAAAUAAGAUAAUAUCGGUUAUACCUGCAGUAUAUUUGUGGCGUUCAUGGUAUACUUUUAUUUGAUCGUUUGUAUACUAACAGGAGUACUAAGCCCUAGGUGUGAGAGGAACCAGGAUGAUGGCAACGGUGCCCCUGACCAGCUCCAGUCUCCUCCCUCUGCUGGAAUCUCUGGAGGAUAUCACAGCCGGACAGCCGGAGCAGACAGACGCCUACCUCACCAUUGUCAAUCGUCUCAGUGGGGAUGAUGGAACACAGUUUCUCCCUGCCGUUGUAAAGAACUUUUCACGUUUGGGUAGAACUUUCCAGACCCAUAUCGCCAGUCAGAAUGCAGAGCUGAGCCAGGCUGCACUACAGGCCCUGGGGUUCUGUGUGUUCCAUGCCCAUGUCGUCUCAGCUAUCCCAGCUAAUUUUGCAGAGGAGCUACUGUCAGCUCUUUCCUCUCUGGUGGUGAAGUCUACAGACAAGAACACAUGCACCAGAGCGUUAUGGGUCAUCUCCAAACAGAACUUCCCUCCAGAGGUGGUGGCCAAGAUGGUGCCAGAGAUUCUUAGAACCCUGGAGUGUGUACGGACUAGAGAAGACAUCCAGUCUGUUGUCAUGGAGCAUGAGUCGUUGAAUGUUAUCAUAAGGUUGCUGGACCAGGCCCCAGCCCAGAUGGGCGAGUGUGCAGUGCAGUGGGCCAAGCUGGUCAUCCCUCUGGUGGUCCACUCAGCCUCUAAAGUGCGCCUGCGGGCGGCAGCAGCCCUGGAGAUGGGUCUGCCUCUACUAAUGGAGAAACAGAAAGAGGUGGCAGCCAUCAUAGAACCCAUCAUGUCCUCUAAACUCAUCCCAGAGCUCCAGAAACUGUUCUCUACGAAGAACGAGACCAAUGUUCUGAAACUCUGGCCGUUGUUUGUCAGGCUCCUAGGGAAGCUGCUCCAUAGAGGUGGUCCCUUCAUCAACUCCCUGCUUGGCCUGGAGGAACUGGGCUUCCGUAGCUCCUCCCCCAACAUCAAGAAGAUUGCCUUCAUCGCCUGGAAGAGCCUCAUAGACAACUUCUCCCUCAAUCCAGAGAUCCUGUGCAGUGCCAAGCGGCUAAAGUUGCUGCUGCAGCCCCUCCGCUCCAUCCAGGUGAGGACUGAGGCCCUGCUGCUCACCAAGCUGGAGGUCUGGUGGUACCUGGUGCUCAAACUGGGACCCAACCUGCCUGCACACUUUGAACAGGUUGGUGUUCCUCUCCUCCAGUGCACCCUGGGCACUGACUCUGCCUUCCCAACUACUCCAGCCCGGAGCUCCAUUCAGAACAGUGCUGUGGGGAACAGUACACACAAAACUGGUGCCCCAGCCUUCUCCAGCCCUACGGUGAUGCCCCGGCUGAGCCUGAACUGCAGUGUGGUGGCGGGCCAGGCCUACCCCUCUAUACAGCUGCUGGGAUUAGAGAUGCUGCUGCACUACUUCAUGGGGUCAGAGGUCACCGCCGCCGCUGCCAAGAACCAACUGACGCUCAGCCUGGAACCUCUGGUUCACCCUUUCCUGUCCAGCCCCCCCUCCUUCACCAAGCACGGCUCUUUGCUUAUCUCCGCAGUCCGCGACAGCUUCAUCUGCAUCGGCAAAGACGCCCCAGAUGCCUUGCUUGCCCUUAUAUGGAGGAACCUUGUCAGUUUCGUAAUCACAUCGAUUGAUGCUGCUGGCCAUAAGAAAGAGCGCCAGGGCUCUGAGCUCCUCCCCCUGUUGCUACAGGCUCUACAGAGCAUCAUCUCCUCAGAGGCCCUCCCUGCACACAGGGCUCUGAGUCUGCUGGAAAUGACAGUGAAGGGUAUCCCUCAAAGGAUACUGGGGUCUGCCUCUUACCAAGUGGGCAAAAUGGAUCUUUUGAAUGGAACCCCGGCUCUGUUCUUGAUUCUCCUGUUCUACGACAGCAGUCUGGUGGGAGGGUUCGUAGAAGAUGAGAGGUUUUUCCUGUGUUUAGAGACCCUAGUGAGCUGUGGCCUCUCCGGCCUCACGUCCCCUCUGGCAUUUGGGGAGGCGGUCCUGGGGGUGGUGGGGCGCAGCGCGGGGACUCUGGGGAAUAAGGAACAGCUGUGGAGGAUGUGGAGUGUGGUGGUCAACCCACUGACUGUUACCAUCACACAGACCAAUGAGGUGAACCAAGGGGAUGCUCUGGAGCACAACUUCAGUGCUGUUCACACUGCCCUGAUGUUCCCCAUCACACACCUGCUACCUGGCAACUCCCUGCCACAUGUGACCCAGAAGUCCAUGCUGGGUACGUGGUCCAGGCUGUAUAAGGUGUUUGCCUGCUGCUCUGCCCUGGUGGCCACGGCCGAGGAGAAUGUCUGCUGUGAGGAGCUGUGUGGCAAAAUGGCUGCCCUAUUGGACAGGAAGUCCCUGAGGGUUCCGUCGACUUUGGAUGCGGUUGCUAACAUCCUCCUGGUCAUCGUUGAGAGUUCUGACUUCUCUCCCUACACUUCACAGUUUCAACAGAAGAUGAAAUCUCCCCACACCCCUCUGGCCUGGGUGCGUAAGAAAAGCAAAGCCCUUGGGAACCUGUCGACCUUCCAGACCCUGCUGGUCCAGGCCCUGGAGGCCUUUAAUGCUGUUGAGGCUCCUGAGACUGUCUCUGAGGGUACAGGCCUGGCCCUGGUCUCCAUCCUCUCGACCCUGUUCUCUAAUCUGGCCCUGGCUACAGCCAUCCAGGAGGCCCUGGCCUCUCUCACACAGCCCCUCACAGCCCUCUAUGAACAGCCUGGGAGGACUCUAAAUGAGCAGCCGAAAUCCACCUCAAGUCUUGGAGCAAAGCUGGAGAAGCUCCUGGUUGAUGUGUUGGGCUGCCUGCAGACAUGUUCUGCCCUGGCCUAUGAUGAUGAGCUGCUGUCCCUGCUGUCCCCCCUGCUCUGUGUCCUGUUCCUCCACCGGCGAAAGCACAUCCGCUCCCUCAUCACACAGUUCUGGAACGCAACCUUCGCUAACACUUUGGUCCUCGUCUACCCAGAAGAACUUAAGCCAGUGUUGAGCCAGGUGAAGCAGAACACUCCUAUCCUCUUACCUGGCUUUCAGUCUGUUGAAGUUCCAGAUGAACUCAGUGGACAGUACUCGAGUGAGAGCUCUCAGCUGGAGACCAAGGUGAGUGGAGUGCAGGUGACUCCUGGGAUGAAGAGAGACUCUCUCCUGACGAGGGCUGGAGAGAUGGACAGGAGCUCCAAGACAUGCAAGCCUGUCUCGAUGAAGCUCGACUUUGGCUCUCCCAAGCCGCCUCGUAGAGAGGAACUGGAGGAGCAGGCCUCUAUAGACUUUGUGUUCAUCCCCCCCGAGACCAAGGAGAGAGUCCUCACCGAGCACCAGAAAGAGGUCAAGAGAACCAAAAGGGUUGACAUUCCUGCCAUGUACAACAACCUGGAUGCUUCCCUUGAUACCACGGUCUUCACCCAGUACACACAGAGUCAGGAGGAAUCACUGGACACAUUUCCAGCAGUUGAGCAAGCCGACGAUGUUGAGGUUAAAGCGGAGGUUCCAGAAGAAAACAUGGAAAUGGGGGAGGACGUUGCUGACGAUACUCAGGAAUAUAUCAGUCCAACCAACGAGACAACAGAAUCUGCAAAGGGAGAGGAAAAGCCUGCAGAUGAGUUACUUCCUGAGUCUGCAGACAUUUCCAUGGAGGAGGAUGUCAAUGAGGAUGUUUUAUUGAAGGAAGACUCUGCCGUGGAGACCAGAGAGGACACCAGCCCUGACGUCUCUGGCGGCUCUGACAUGGUCUCAGGGACGCCUCAGAAAACCAACAGUCGUCGCCAGUCUUUCAUCACUCUGGAGAAGUAUGCUGAGGGGAAGCCUGCUAGUCCUGCCAGCAUGGUGACUUUUACAGGCCCCCUCACAAGGACCGCUAACAGCCAGGCGCAGGCGGCUUCCUCUCCGGAACCACCGGCAGGGGCCGGCCAGGCGCAGGCGGCUUCCUCUCCGGAACCACCGGCAGGGGCCGGCCAGGCGCAGGCGGCUUCCUCUCCGGAACCACCGGCAGGGGCCGGCCAGGCGCAGGCGGCUUCCUCUCCGGAACCCCCGGCAGGGGCCGGCCAGGCGCAGGCGGCUUCCUCUCCGGAACCCCCGGCAGGGGCCGGCCAGGCGCAGGCGGCUUCCUCUCCGGAACCCCCGGCAGGGGCCGGCCAGGCGCAGGCGGCUUCCUCUCCGGAACCCCGGCAGGGGCCGGCCAGGCGCAGGCGUCUUCCUCUCCGGAACCCCGGCAGGGGCCGGCCAGGCGCAGGCGGCUUCCUCUCCGGAACCCCGGCAGGGGCCGGCCAGGCGCAGGCGGCUUCCUCUCCGGAACCCCCGGCAGGGGCCGGCCAGGCGCAGGCGGCUUCCUCUCCGGAACCCCCGGUAGGGGCCGGCCAGGCGCAGGCGGCUUCCUCUCCGGAACCCCCGGCAGGGGCCGGCCAGGCGCAGGCGGCUUCCUCUCCGGAACCCCCGGCAGGGGCCGGCCAGGCGCAGGCGGCUUCCUCUCCGGAACCCCCGGCAGGGGCUGACAAGGACUCGCAGGAGACUGAACAAGCAAGAUGUAGAAGCUCCAAGAAUCAGUCUUCCAAAAAUGAGGGAGAGAAACCUGAACCUUCAGAAGACAAAAAGCAAUCUGAGGUUGAGAAACCAGCUGAAAAAAGAACAAGUGAAACUGACGAGGACGACGUCAUCCCAGACACCCAGACUCCGGUGGAAAUACUGAAGGAAGUUCUAGUUCCUGCAUUUGAAGAAGUAGUAAUGGGAAAAAACAGUCAGAAAGAAGAGGAAUCUCAAGGUCCUCUGGAAGGUUCUCCCAGUUCCCAGGCCGAUCUGAGCCAAGGUGAACCAAGGCGGUCCGGAAGGCGGAGGAGCAGGCCACUGAGACCAGGAGAAGAUGCAGAGGAAUGGGAAGAGAAAGACAAACGCAGGAAGUCUCAACCCAAAGAGGCAGAGUGUCAAAUGGAUUCACCAAAGACUGCGCCCUCUCCUGUCAGUCAAGCAGACGGUCAGUCACAGGGUAGAGCCAGUAGGAGAAGUAAGCUGGCUGUUGACGUGGAGGACCGUGGAAAAGACAAGCUGAGAAAAAUAAGUCACAAGGAAGAGAGCGAGUUGAGCCGAUCAAAUUCACAGGUGGCCACGCCUUCACCUGCUGCUGAUAUCAACAGCCAAUCACAGAGUAGCACAGUAUCAAGUAGAAGGAGCAGCAAAUCAGAGGAUCUGGUCAAAGACAAACAAAAGAGAGGUGUUGCAGAGGAGGAGCUCAGUCAAAGUGACUCUCAAACGGACACCCCCCCUGCCUCUGAUAAUGAUAGCCAAUCACAGAGUAGAUGUAGUCAGAGGAGUAAGUUGGCUGUGGAAGUAGAGGAUGAUUGCAGGCAGAAACUAAGGAGUAUUAGGACUCAGAAGGUGGAGGAAAAGAAGAGCCAAAUUGAUUCACAUGUAGCCAAACCAUCUCAACAAGAGAGCCAGUCACAGGGUAGUGCAAGCUGGAAGAGCAAACCACUCAGUGAUUUGGAGGAGGUUGACUUUGUCGAUGAGGUUGACAAGCAGGAUCCUACUGAGCACGAAAGUGAUUCUCAGAUUGCCACACCCUCUCCUGCUGAUCAAACAGGAGAUGGCCAAUCACAGGGUAGAUCUAGCAGGAGGAGUAAAUUGGUCACCAAGUCAGAAGAACAGGGUAAAGGCAAGCAGAAGAGGAGAGGUGGUACAGAGCUGCACAGCCAAAUUGACUCACAGACUACACCUUCAGCCACUCCAACAGACAGCCAGUCGCAGGGUAGAGCAAGCAGGAGAAGCAAGGUUCCCAUUGAAGUGGCUGAGUCUGAGGUCAAAAGAAGCCUGCGUUUGGCCACUGAUUCAGCAGCAACACCAGAGAAGAGCCAGACUCCUUAUCAGGUCGCUCCUUCUGCCACCAGUCCAACAGACCGCCAGCUGAGGCCCAGGGGCAGAACCUGUAAAAGAAACAAGAUGUUAAAGGAGCAGGUAAAAGCCAACAACAGCCCUAACCCAACUCCUAACAUGGAGACUGAGAACUCACAGGUGACAGAUACAGAAUCCUCACAAGGAAGUGGAAGGACUAAAAGGUGCAGUGCCUCCCAGGCCUUACUAGGCUCCAACGUGGAGAACUCUGAGUCGGAUGCUUCAGAGCCCCGGGAGGAUGUCCAGAAAGGCCGGAAGCCCACGUCAGCUGGAGCGGUUCCAAGCCCUCUGGCUACAGUUGGAUCAGCAGAGCCAGGGGCUGACCAAGAGAUCCCAAUGGAUAGUUCUGAAACUUCUCUAAAGUCAGACUCGCAAAACCCAUCAAGUGAGGCCUUAGAAGUCGUCAAGAUUCCACAGGAUGUGGAGGAAGCCCUUAAAAUUGUCAACUCCCUUAAACCUGAAGUGCUAGUUUCAAGUCUUCCUGUGAUAACUAAGAAAGAUCUGGGGCAGAGGGAGACUGACAUGGGGGGUGUGGUUGAGGCAGUUGACCCCUUGGUGCCAGAGAAGUCUGAGAGUGAAAAUACUAAGCUUUCUUCUCAACAGACGGACUCUUCAGUAGAACCUCAUCUAGAACAUAUGAAAAGCCAUGAUGCGUGUAUGUCUCAACGGAAGAAGGAACGUGGACAUAAAUGGUCAAAAAGCAAAGCGAAUUUCAACACAGUCUCCUCUCAGGAGAGUGACCAUGAUGACCUAGAGUGUGACAGGCCAACACAGAUCCAAAGAAAGCUGCUCAAUGACUCUGAUCAGGCCAACUCUCUCACGCCUUCCACUGAAGGAAAUGCCAUCUCUGAAGAUGGACUAAACAAACUAUGUACCCCUCCCAUUGCCAAUGGCCUCCCCACAGAUACUUCACCUACUGAGGCAACAGAGGAGAAACUGAGUCUUCAGGUCUCUGAGUCCUCAGAGAAGGUUUUAGAUGGGCUGAAGCCUGUGGCUGUCUCCAGUGAGGAGGUGACCGAGGAGCAGAUGGGAGAACACGAGGAGAACAGACAUCCAGAGUCUGCUACCAAUGUUCUAGAGGAGGACCAACUGGAAGAUGUUGGCAGGUCUAUUGGGCAAGCCCAGUCAGGGUGUUCCAAAGCCUUAGAUAAGGAGCAACGGGAGGAGCAGUACACAUCUAUCAAAGGACAGCCAGAGGCUGACGGCACCUCUACUGGAACCAGAGAAACCCACACUGAGCCUCAGGCGGACAACAUUCAAGAUAUCGCUCCUCUCCAAGAGAGGGCAAAAACUGACAAUGUAUCUGGCCUCGAGUGUGAAGAGGAGGGUGAAGAAACCCAGAUGGCCAAUAAUGACCUAGAUCUAUCUCAUUUAAACUCUUUUACCCUUGUGCCCUCUGACCUUCACGAAGCCCCAGUGCCUCUACAUCACCCAUGUACCUCUAAAGACAUGUUGUGCCAAGACUCCCCACCCAAGCAGAAGGAUGCUGUGAUGGGGCUGGAGGUGGGCCAUAGCCCCAGCAGUGGCAGGACCAGGGGGUUGUGGUCCCCCUUGGCUUCCCCCUCCACUUCUAUCCUGAAGAAGGGACAGAAAAGACCAAUAGAAGAGGAGAGUCCUUCACCUUUCACCAAGUCUCGACGAGUAUCAUUUGCUGACCCGAUUCAACACCAGGAGCUGGCAGAUGACAUUGACCGUCGCAGCCCUGUCAUCCGAUCCAGCUCCCCAAGAAACAAAACUACCAGCAGCAGCAUCCCUCAGGCGAAGUAUAUCACAACACCAACAAAGGGAUUACUGAUCCUCAGUCCACGCAAUCUCCGCAGCCCGGGGUACAAGAGCUCCAAGAAAUGCCUGAUCUCUGAGCUGGGACAGGAGCCGAGGCCCAUCCCUAAGGACUGCGUGUACCCGGCCCUGGUCCGCUGUUCUACCCCUGUGGAAGCAGUGCUGCCUCAGAUCACCUCCAACAUGUGGCCUCGUGGCUUUGGCCAGCUUGUGCGAGCCCGGAAUAUCAAAACUGUCGGAGACCUCAGUGCUCUCACACCAAGUGAAAUCAAGAACCUUCCCAUUCAUUCCCCAAAGAUUUCUAAUGUGAAGAAAGCACUUAAAAUAUACCAUGAACAGCAGCAGAAGGGCCGUAGUGAUGAGCUGAAGAGUUUUGAGGAGAUGGAGAAGCUGACAUCUGAGCUGGAGGAGCCAACUGUUCCUCAGAACCAGGGAGAGGACAAGACUCCAAGAGAUGUCCUGGUCACAGAGUUGUUGGAUGAGCCAGUGUCCAAGGAGCACGAGAAACAUCCAGAGGAGAGACCAGACCAGAGCAGGCCUGACCACCAGAAGACUGCUGAGGGUGGUCUGCUGUUGGAGGUGGAGUCUCUGGCGGCUCAUCUGACUGGGGAGGGAUUGAGCCACUGCUCCUCUGACCAGCUGGUUCUGAUCCAUGAUCAGCUGGGAGGCAUGAUGAGGACGGUGGUGCUGCAGUUGCAGAGCAGACUACUGGCUCAGAACAAGGACAGCGGACCCUGAUCCGAACACUAGACAGUCCCAGGGUUUGGAUUACAUAUUUUGGGAAUGCCCCACGUGAAGUCUCUUGAAGAUGUCUAUUGACAACUGUGGGGGGGGCGGCACAUUGGUGUUUGAUUUCUUAGAGGUCUUGAUUUGUUUGUGGGGGCCCGGGCCCCCCAGCCCCCAUCAAGGUUUUCCCUCUCACACUCCGACUCUUUAAGAUCUAAGAGUUAACCAAGUACUACACCACAAGUCCACCAGGAUCUGUUUGGAUUGUGUUUUUAAACUCUUUUUCCUUGUCCUCUCUGAUGGCUGAGGGAGACAAUUUUAUAAAUGCUAGUUCAGGCUAAAAAGUAGUGGUGGCGAUGAGUUGUCGUGACGAGUGAAAGCGAAGCAUGGUCUCUGAUUGGCGAUACCAAGGCUUUGCCAGGAAGUGAUAUUUUAACCAUACAUUGUGGUCCGGAGGAUGGCACUUUUUACAUUGUGUACCUAUUAAAUAAAGGUUUGAAAGAUGGA